UGUUUUCAUUUCUUUGUUGUUUUGGCAUUACUGUGGUUGCCAACUUGUGUCCAUUACUUUUAAUAUCUUUUAGCAAAUGGCAGAUCCUGAAAGUGAAAGUUCUAGUUUUAAUCACUCUGCUAACCAACCCACCAGUUCUUCUCCUACUGUUGAUGACCUUCUUGGUGGACAGUCUCCGUCAACCGACGACCAACUUACAAAGAGAGUAAGUGCAAAAGGCAGUUCUGACAUUUUUGGAGAAUACAGUACUACAAGUUCUGCUCCUAAAAUGACUCCCAUACCGCUGGCUCCAUCUUUUAUUUCAGGCAGAGGUAGGUGUUUUGUAGCUGCUGAACUCAUUUAUUGGAGAAAUAUGUUCGUUUCGACAGUUGUAUUUGUAGUUGGCAACAUAUUCUUUCUUGCCAUCACCGUCGGGAAAAAAUCAGUAAUAUCGGUGCUUUCAUAUGCGUUUAUGAUUCAAUUGGCUCUUUCAUUUGUGUAUGUCAACUUUUCAAAGUUAUUUGUUGGUUUUCUAGGUCCAGAUUUUGUUGGGACUCCUACACUUGGAAAACCAUAUGUAACCAAAGAGUCAUUGUCCAAAUACUUGGAAACAAGUAGCCAAUUGAUCAACAGCUCAAUAGAUCAAGUCAAGAUUGCUUUGUUUUGCGUAGAUAAUAUGUUUACUUUGAAAUUAUUGGCGUUUUUCUAUUUCCUUUCGUUGUUAGGCAGAUUGAUUAGUACUUCAACUCUGGGAUAUCUUGUUUUCUUGUAUACAUUUACUGUUCCAGUUAUUUACGAACACUUCAAUAAGGAGAUUGAUGAGUUUGUUGUGUUGGUCAAAACUCGUAUUUAUGAGGUUGUGAAGCCUCUACGUCAAAAAGUUCAACAACAUUUGAAACAGUUGACAGAUCGAUGUCCUCCUCGUAUUCGACCACAUUUGCAGCGUGCCUUGGGUAUGAAUGUAAAAGUGGAGUAGACAAAGAGCUGGUCAUCAGAGACAUUCUUAGAAUCAGUAAGAUGGAAAAGACGAGUCUGGUUUUCGUGAUUUGUGUUUGUUUUUGUGUGUAACUUGUGUUCAAUGAGUUGAAUAAAAACUUCAAAAA
Molecule: messenger RNA, 1082 nt
Organism: Galdieria sulphuraria
Lineage: Eukaryota; Rhodophyta; Bangiophyceae; Galdieriales; Galdieriaceae
Exons: 3
Coding region: 77-955 (292 amino acids)
Source: RefSeq, a predicted model, not a curated record